Messenger RNA from Exophiala mesophila, 897 nucleotides. RefSeq lists its product as uncharacterized. Bases 68 to 661 code for a protein of 197 amino acids. Lineage: Eukaryota; Fungi; Ascomycota; Eurotiomycetes; Chaetothyriales; Herpotrichiellaceae. The record is from RefSeq and is a predicted model, not a curated record. Gene Ontology annotation, molecular function: acyltransferase activity, transferring groups other than amino-acyl groups. The transcript has 2 exons.
CAACUUUCAAAGAUUAACCUAUCCACCUGCUCUUUGUCUACUAUAACUAGCGUGAUUGAUUGAGAAGAUGACUGUCAGUGUUCGUGCUGCAACCGACAAUGAUCUAGUCGAGGUGCGCGACAUCUUCAGCCACUAUGUUCUCAACACCGUUAUUUCUUUCCUUGUGCAGUCCCCUAGUCUCGACUAUAUCGCUUCUCGUUAUCGAGACGCUCAGGCCCGAGGCUUACCUUAUCUUGUCGCAGUAGACGACUCUGCUGGUGGGAGAGUGGUGGGGUACGCAUCCGCAUCCGCAUGGAGAGGCUACAUGCUAGGCUAUGGGCACACAGUUGAAAUCACUCUAAUAUGCCAUCCAGACUAUACACGACGAGGCAUUGGCAGUCAGCUACUCGCUCAACUUGUCCACCAUCUUCGCAACACAAAACACGUGACUCGCGAGGUUGAUCAUCCAGACCAUGUGGUCGAGUUUGACAUCAAAAGGGUGCUGGCAGUCAUGGCGGUUGACACCAAUUCAGCCGGGGAUGGCAUGUCCCUUCGAGAUUGGUAUCUAAGAGCCGGCUUCGAGCAAGUUGGGAGAUUGAAAGGAGUAGGUUCAAAGAAGGGAAAAACCAUUGACACAAUCAUGCUCGAGCUUGACCUUGAUUCUACAACAAUCCGGGGAUGACAAGAAGUGAGAUGAGGUACCAAUUGAUGUCCUCUCCACAUCGACUUAUGGUUGUUAUUCCGUGGUGGCUGUGUGACUGAUAUGUGGCUUGACGGGGUGAGGCUGUGUGACACUACGAUGACCCGGUCAUUCCCUUGCAUUUCGGAAGAUACGCACCCACAUUUUCGACUACUUGGGUUACCAUGAAUGACACAUCUUUGUUUUCAUCACAUACCUAAUCUCUUCCUUGAUUUUUG